Molecule: messenger RNA, 1793 nt
Organism: Scheffersomyces amazonensis
Lineage: Eukaryota; Fungi; Ascomycota; Pichiomycetes; Serinales; Debaryomycetaceae
Exons: 1
Coding region: 126-1703 (525 amino acids)
Source: RefSeq, a predicted model, not a curated record
UCUACUUCUACUUCUACUUUUACUUCUACUUUCUUUACUUCUUCUCUCUGUAACAUUAAUAUACCCUAUAACUUGUCCCUAAAAGUUCUUCCCUGCCCCACACUAGCCGAAAAAAAAGUUCCACUAUGGCCGCACACGUUGUUGCAACUUCCUCAUCACCAGAUAUUACUAACCCUCAAAAGGCUCCCCUACCAACACAAACAAGUCUAACUAAUGAGUUUGAAUUUCUAAUUCCUAAAGUAAAUGAUACCUUAAAUUAUAUCGAUUCAUUUGUGGACUCAUCAGAUUCUCCACAAACUCAAAUAAUCCCUGAUGAAGCAUUACUUGAAGAAGAUAUUGAAUUAGAAUUAGAUCCCACGAAGAUGAAAACCAUAAAUAGAUUAAAUUCUCAAUUCCCAUUUAAUAAUUGUACUUUUGAUCAUUUAAAAGAUACUCCUAAAAGUUUGGCUCUUGGAUUAGCUGGAGCUUUUGAUGCUUAUAUGACUAGUUUUAAAGAUAAUGAUAAUGAUGAAGAUAAUAUACUAGAAGAAAAUGAUUAUGAUAUGGAGAAUGAUAAUAAUAAUGAUAAUGAUGAAGAUUUCUAUUAUGAUCUUAAUGAAGACCAUGGAGUAAUAAUACCGUUGAACCGAUUAAAUAUCACGGAUAAACAUGUACAACCUUUAGUAAGUAUCUUAAAACAAUCGACCAAUAAUGAUAAUAAUGAUACCAAAAGAAGAUCUUCAUCUAAUUCCACUCCAAGUUUAGAAUUAUCCAUAAUCACGAAUAAGAUUAGUUCAAUUAUUGAAGAAUACUUCCCCACCCUUAUAAAUGAUGAAGAUUUCAUUGAAAUUAAGAAUUAUGUUAUAAAUUACCUUAUAAUAUUUCUUACUAAAAAAGAUUCUAAUAUUAAUAGUGUAGUUAAUCUCAUAAUUCAAAAGCAAUACAAAUUAAAUCUAAUUGAAAAGAUUUUUGAAAUAUUGAUUGAGAAAUAUGAAACGAUUAAGAUUGAUGCCUUUUUAGAUUAUUUUAUGGAUUUUAAUAGUACUAAAAGUAUAUCUGAUGAGAAAUCUGUAUCUAAUACCAAUUCAAUUAAUAGUUCAUUUAUAACUUCAUUAUUAAAUAAUCCUCAUUUUUAUGAUAAAUAUAAGAUUAUCUGGAGAUUAGAUAAUCUGAAUUAUAAAUAUUAUGAUAAAGAAUACUUUAUUGAUGAUUAUUUUGAAAUGUUUAAUAGUCUUGAACAUUAUAAUUCUGAUUUUAAUAAUAAUGAUGAGACUCAAUUUAAUCGAAAUGGAUUUGUAAUGAAUUUUGAUAAAUUCUUUGUCUACUAUAAUCGAGACGUCAAAGCCGAUCGUCUUUAUGAUUCAGAAUAUGAUAAUGAAUAUGAUGAUGAUAAUUUUGAUUAUUUUGCUGAAUUAUCAUCAUCAACUUCAAGUCAUCGUUCAUCAUCUACUAGUUCAACUAGUUCAGAUAGUUCUGUAAGUUCUACUAGUUCUACUAGUAGUUUUGCUAAUUUCAAUAGACAUGGAUAUCCUGAUAAUAAAUCUGGAAAUAGAAGAAUUUCAACGGCAUCAUCAGUUAGUACAAUUACCACAGGUACAGUUACUGGUCCAUCUACUAGAUCCAAUAGUCUUCAAGCAAAACUGUUACGAUUUGAUGAUAAUAUCGAUGUAUUAAAUGUUGAUCGGUAUGAACCGGUAAGUUUUUUACAUGGCAUUAAGAUAUAGAUAGUACAUUGUAUACAGUAUAUAGUGUACAGUAUAUAGUAUAUAAUAUUUAGUAUUUAUUGGUAUAAUAUAUGGGGUACAAAAGAGAAG